GAGCCAAGCGGACGCGUUUAAGGAAAAUAAAAUACAAUACCAAAAUUUUAAAAAAGGAUAUAGAAAUACAAAUUGUAUAAAAGAAAUAAAUAACUACACAAAAGGAUUACAAAAGGAUAUGAUUAAAUCUAAUUGAAACCAAACAAGCUGAAGAAUACAAAACUAAAAUCGGUCGAAAUAUUGUACAAAGUUAAUUAAGCUUUUUCAAGAUGAAGUACUUUGAAUUCCUAAGCCUUUCGUCGGUGGGCCUCUGCAUAGCCUGUGGAGACUUGCUAUUAGCAGUGAGCAUACUGGGUCCUUCGAGCUUCUAUCUAUACCUCGAUUUCAUGGAUAUAGAAAAAUGGGAACAGGAUGCCGAAGUGGAAGCUUUGACUCCCAUUGGAACCUUCUUUUCCACAUUGGUGAACUAUCUGUGGGUGCGCGAGUUCUCGCAGGUUUUCUAUAUGACAGCAACGUUUAUAAUUUGGGUUAAGGCAAUGAUAAACCUAAUGGUGGCCUGUAUUCUUAUCGACGGCAUAAAGCAGAAACGUCUCGUAUGUAUUGCUCCCUGGUUGAUAAACUCAUGUCUAUCAAUGGUUGUUGAAACGGGCAUUUUUGUGAGCCUGGAGCUGCGAAUUGAUGAAGUUGAUGCCGCAGUGGAUCGUCGAAUAGCGAGAAGCCUAAUCUUUGGCGUAUUUAUAGUGCUGAACGCGUUAGUUUCGUAUGGUAUCUAUGCUCUUUAUCGCAAGCUAAAGUCUGAGCCCAGUGAGAAUCUUGAAGUCAUUCCCCAAAGCCCUCCACACACAUUUAAUGCCUGAACAUACUUAGAAGAUAAACUAUUUUCAAGAAAUUUACGUUUUGAAACCGACAAAUAUAAAUGUUUGAAAAAUAAUAGAAAUAAAUCUUUUCCUAAGUAUCACUCACUUCAAAGACGACCACAAAACCCAAUCUGCAGGCCAGAAUUAUGUAGAACAUGCUGCUCAAUGUGUAUUUUUCUGGAGACGAUGGUGGAAGUCGAAAGUCCGUGUAUCUGAAAAGAAGUUAGCUAAUGAGUAACGAAUUUGAUGAAACUAUUCCAUAUAUUUCACUCACCUGCAUGUUGUUAUGUUAGAGAGAUCGCCAGCUAAGCUGUACAACGUGGGUGAAUCAAUGACUUUGAACUCUGAUAGCGUAAAGUUCAGGUAACCAUCCAGAGUGCCGUUCUUGUUCACGUAAUGCCGGUACACCAAACGCGGAAUCAUGUCAGA
This is a messenger RNA of Drosophila simulans, 1226 nucleotides long. RefSeq lists its product as uncharacterized. The coding region runs from base 210 to 797 and encodes 195 amino acids. NCBI's taxonomy places the organism in Eukaryota, Metazoa, Arthropoda, Insecta, Diptera, Drosophilidae. The record is from RefSeq and is a predicted model, not a curated record. The transcript is spliced from 4 exons.